GGAAUUAGAAUAGGAAAAAAUUAAACAAUAAGAAUAAGAAAAAAUAAGGCAAGUUUAAUAAUUAAAUUUGAAAGUUUAAGCCCAAAAUAAUAUUUAGAAAUAACAAUAAGAAAAAGAAGAAUAAGAAAGAAUUUAAGAAAUCAGAAAAUAAGUCUACGAAGAAUUCGAAAAUAAAAAAAAUGAAGAAUUAGAAUUAUAAAAGAAGGAAAAUGGAAAAAAUAAAAAAAAAUAUCGAGGAAAAAAUUAAAUAAUAGUAUUUAAACGAAUAGUCUAUUUUACAAAAAUAACUAGAGUAGUAAAUUAAGGAAGAUUUUAUUAAAAAAUAGUAAGAAGAAGAAAAAAAUUAAGUCUUGGAAAAGUCCAAAAUUAAAGAAGAAGAGGCAAGAAUUUAAUAAUAAGUAGAAAUUUUGAGAUAAAAAGAAGAAUAAAUUAAAGCCGAGGAAGCUAAAAAUCGCUUAAUUUAGGAAAAAAUCAUCUUAGAAUAAGAAAAAUUAGAAUAGGAAGAAAAAAAGUUAAAAUCAUUAUAAGAAAAUGCUAAGUAAUAAGAUAAAGAGGAAGAAGAAGAAAAAAGAAAAAAAAAAGAAGAAAAAAAGAGAAAAAAAGAAGAAGAAAAAAGAUUAAAAGAAUAAUAAGAAGAAGAAAAAAGAAAAAAAAAAGAAGAAAAAAAAAGAAAAAAGCAAGAGGAAAAAGAAAAAAAGGAAAAAGAAGAAGAAGAAAAAAGGGAAAAAGAAGAAGAAGAAAAAUAAAGGGAAAAAGAAGAAAAAGAAAGAAGAGAAAUAGAAGAAAAAGAAAGAAGGGAAAAAGAAGAAGAAAGGGAAAAAGAAAAAGAAGAAAAAUAAAAAAAGGAAAAAGAAGAAGAAGAAAAAAGGGAAAAAGAAAAAAGGGAAAAAGAAGAAGAAGAAGAGUAAAGGCAUAAAGAAGAAGAAGAAUAAAGGGAAAAAGAAGAAAAAGAAAGAAGGGAAAAAGAAGAAGAAGAAAAAUAAAGGGAAAAAGAAGAAGAAGAAUAAAGGGAAAAAAAAGAAGAAGAAAAAUAAAGGGAAAAAGAAAAAAGGGAAAAAUAAGAAAAAGAAAAAAAGGAAAAAGAAGAAAAAAGGGAAAAAGAAGUAAAAGAAAAAAGGGAAAAAGAACAAUAAAACAAUAUUAAAUAAAAUUAAUAACAAGAAUAUGAUGAAGAAGAACAAGAAGAAUAAAGAAAAAAAUAAUAUGAGCAAGAAGAAAAAAAGAGACAAAAAGAAGAAGCAGAAAGAGCCGAAGAAGAAAAGAAACAAAAAGAAGAAGAAAAGAGGUAAAAAGAAGAAGAAAAGAGGUAAAAAGAAGAAGAAUAGAGGCAAAAAGAAGAAGAAAAGAGAAAAGAAGAAGAAGAAAAGAGAAAAGAAGAAGAAGAAGAAGAAAUGAGACAAAAAGAAGAAGAAGAAAAGAGAAAAGAACAAGAAAGGAGGAAAGAAGAAGAAGAAAUGAGACUAAAAUAAGAAGAAAAAAUGAGACAAAAAGAAGAAGAAGAAAAGAGACAAAAAGAAGAAGAAGACAAAAUAUAAAGAAAAUAAUAAUAAUAAUAGGAAGAGGAAGAAUAAAGAACAAAAAAUGAACAAGAAAAAGAAAAAAAAAUAGAAUAAGAAAAGAAAAAAAAGUAAGAAAAUGAAGAAUUAGAAAAAAAAAAAAAAGAAGAAGAAGAUAAUAAAAAAAAGGAAGAAGAAUAAAAAAAAUUAGAAUAAGAAAAUUAAAAAAAGCAGAUUGAAGAAUAAAAAAGAUAAGAAGAAGAAGAACAUAAAAAAAAAGAAGAAAAAUAAAAAUAAAAAUAAAAAGAAGAACAAGAACAAGAACAAGAACAAGAAUAAGGAGAAGAAUUAAAAAAACAAAAAGAAGAACGAGAACGAGAACGAGAACGAGAAGAGAAGAAGAAGAAUAAAGAAACCAAAAAGAAGAAGAACAAGAAUAAAAAAAGCAAAUAGAACAACGAGAACUAGAAUAAAGAGAAGAAUAAAAAAAACAAAAAGAAGAAGAUGAACGACAGGAAGAAGGAUAAAGAAAAGAAGAAGAAUAUGAAGAAUAAAUAAAAUAAAAAGAAGAAAAAGAAAAAGACGAAAAACACAAUGAAAAAUAAGAAUAAGAAGAAAAAAAUUCUAAUUAAUUAAUUGAUUAACUAGUAUCUUAAUCAUUAAAUUAAAUAUAUACAAAUGCAAUUUUAUAAAAUUUAGAAUAAAGUCCAAAUGAAAUUUAAAUAAACUAAUAAUAAAAUUAAAAAGAAGUUGAAUAAAAACAACUUAAUGAUAAAUAAUUAGAAAAAAAAGAAGUUGAAAAAAUUGAAUCCGAAGAAGAAAACGAAUACUAUAAUGAAGAUGAUUUCGAAAAAUCAGACUAAGAAAUUAAAUAAAGUCCUUAAAAAAAUGAAGAUUUUGAUUUAAUAGAAGAUGAAAUAGAAAAAACUUAAUAAUACAAAUUCUAAUUAAUUGUAAAAAAAAAAAAAAAAAAAAAAAAAAAAAAAAAAAUUAAGGAUGAAGAUGAAGAGAUAAUAGAAAUAGAAUUAAAUAAAAAUAAAUUAAAUUUAAAAAAAGAAAACAAAUAAAUAAAACUAAAUCAACAAAUAACUUUCAUAAAUAAAGACUUAAAAGAACUAUUUGAUAAAACCCUAUAAAAAAAAGAUUAAGACACCUAUAUAUUAGAUUAAAACCUCAAAUACAAUAAUGAAUAAUAUAUAUUCAAAAGAAUCCCAAUAAUGA
Molecule: messenger RNA, 2717 nt
Organism: Ichthyophthirius multifiliis
Lineage: Eukaryota; Ciliophora; Oligohymenophorea; Hymenostomatida
Exons: 2
Source: RefSeq, a predicted model, not a curated record